Molecule: messenger RNA, 1287 nt
Organism: Trichoderma asperellum CBS 433.97
Lineage: Eukaryota; Fungi; Ascomycota; Sordariomycetes; Hypocreales; Hypocreaceae
Source: RefSeq, a predicted model, not a curated record
AUGAGCGCCGUGGGUAGCGAGGUCAAAGUUGAUACCGGAGCAGCCAUUGAAGAGCAAUUACCACAAAGAAGUCCGCGAAGAAAGAGGUUAUGGAUUAUUGUUGCAGCCGUUGUUCUCCUGUUGGUGGUGGUGGCGGCCGUAGUAGGCGGCGUUGUUGGAUCGCGACAUCAGCACAAAACCACCACAGCCUCGAAUUCUUCAAAUCCUUCUUCAGAUUCUUCUCCAACUUCUUCUUCGACCUCUUCUUCAACCCCCUCUUCUACUCCGUCAUCGACGUCGCCAAACGCUGCCUAUUCUAGUUCAAGCAUUGCAGUAACUGGUUGGUGGACAUCCACGUCCAGCUACAGUAUCCGCCUCUUCUAUCAGGGAAAAGACGAACAUCUACGUUUGAUAGGCUACGACUCCACAGAUGGCAUGUGGUCAACAGUAACAACCCUUACCGGCCCGACUCUUAGGCUGGGUAGUCCGAUUGCAGCGUGCAAUUAUAACUCUACUUUGUAUUUCAGUUCUGCGGUAACUUCUACAAAUAAUUUUACUCAAAUUGAUAUUUUUUAUGUGGACAAAUUGGGCCAAAUACAAGAGUGGGAGGUCCUAGAACAGAAAGUGCCUACCGUUCAAACCUCUAAUAUUAACGGAACAAUCUCCUCUCUCGGCUUGAAGCCAGCUGCGAAUUCGAGACUUGCAACAUACUGGCCUAGCCUUAUUUUCCAAGACGAACUUAAUCAACUACAAGAGACUUAUUAUACCACAAGUAACAAGUGGCUACAGAAUCCUCUGAAUCUCCCGUCCCAAAACCAUUCAGCACUGGUAGAGGUCGCCUAUUCGACAAGCUCAGCAAGGCAAGGCGGCGGAAAUUUCAUCUAUCAGGGUGAUGACCAGAAGCUCCUUGCCGAGGGGAGAAGUAGCUCCACCGCAUCAUUGAAAGCGGAUGCACCAACAGUUUCUAUCCCAGCCGAGUCUCCCAUUGGGGCCUUCUCCGUUCCACGAAAUUCACAGGCAAACAGCCCUAUGAAUACUUAUACUUUGUGGCAAAAUAGUACUGGCGGUAUUCAAAUAACCUGGAUGGAUGAUGAUAAUGGCUGGCAAACUACAUCAACACCGGAUUCAUUUGGAAGUCCCGAUAAAGGCACAGAUAUAGCUUGCCUCACGCCAUCUGCUUACUCUCUCACCCCUUUACAGCCUAAAUACGAUAUGGCCCGCUGCUACUACUUAGUAGAUGGGCGAAUAAGAGAAGUAAAAUACGAUGGCUCAAAUUGGUCUGUUAUUGGAAAUGUGCCAUUGGGAUAA